AUGGACUUUGGCUUAACGGCUCUCCACUACGCGAGUUGGAACGGCCACGUCCGCUGCGUGGAGAUAUUGUGUAUCAACGACCUGGGUCACGACGGGGCCGGACUUCAGCGGAGCUGCAUCGAUCUUCGGAGCAUCAAGGGCUGGACGCCUCUACACCUGGCGGCUUCAGAUGGUGUUAACGGGGUGAAAUGUAUUGACGCACUGUUACGAGUCGGAGCCGACCGCAGCAUCCGAGACGUGGACGGCAAGACCGCUCUGGAAGUUGCUGUUGAUGCUGGGAGAGAUGACUGCGUGCGUGCUUUGAACCUCGAGAUUGGUAACACCAAGGUGCGUCUGGCGAGGGUAAUACGCAACUUUUGCUUGUUGUGA
Messenger RNA from Ectocarpus sp. CCAP 1310/34, 369 nucleotides. NCBI's taxonomy places the organism in Eukaryota, Phaeophyceae, Ectocarpales, Ectocarpaceae. The record is from the annotation of a GenBank genome assembly.